Messenger RNA from Anoplophora glabripennis (Asian longhorned beetle), 1242 nucleotides. Its product is annotated as venom acid phosphatase Acph-1-like. The record is from RefSeq and is a predicted model, not a curated record. The transcript has 6 exons. The coding region runs from base 33 to 1217 and encodes 394 amino acids. Gene Ontology annotation, biological process: dephosphorylation. Lineage: Eukaryota; Metazoa; Arthropoda; Insecta; Coleoptera; Cerambycidae. Gene Ontology annotation, molecular function: phosphatase activity.
UUGAUAUAGUACACGUUAGCCAUUGACUGAAUAUGAUAGGCGGUAUUAUUUGGAUCUACAUUGUAACCCAUGUAGUAGUCAGCUCAAGAAAUUUACUGUUUAAGGAACAGUCGCCCCCUUCAACUUUGAUUUUGACACACGUGGUAUUCAGACAUGGUAACAGAACUCCAGAAGUUACAGAACUAUAUCCAAAAGAUCCUUACAGGAAUUAUACUUACUAUCCUUUUGGAAGAGGUCAAUUAACAAACGCAGGUAAGCGAAGGGAAUAUUCGGUCGGAAAAGAACUGCGAGAUAGGUAUGGGGACUUCUUGGGUCCCGAUUACUACCCUGAAAUUGUGGACGCUGUUAGUACAAACUACAACAGAACGAAGAUGUCACUGCUGCUUGUGCUUGCGGGAUUGUUUCCACCGAAAGGUGUGGAGGUUUGGAAUAACUUCUUGAACUGGCAACCUGUUCCGUACAAUUACUUGCCCCAGUAUAAGGAUAAGGUUUUGCUAGGUACACUUUGUAAGAACUACGAAAUCAAAUACAAUGAAGUUGUAGCUUCGCCAAAGAUGCAAGCCGAAUAUAACAAAAACAAAGACGUUUUCAACUACAUUUCCAAAAAUUCUGGUUUGAAUGUUACCACAUUCUUGGAAACAUAUAAAUUAUUCUUCGGUUUAUCCACUGAAGAGGAGUGGGGCUUCAGAUUGCCGCUCUGGACGAGAAAAGUUUGGCCAGAGAAUAUAACGAAUUUUUCUGUUAAGGAAUAUUACGUGUCCACUGCAACUACAGAUUUGAAGAAAAUGGCUAGUGGUUACCACGUAAAGAAGAUUAUAAACGACACAGAGAAGAAAAUCAAGAAUGAAAAUGAGGUAAACGGCACAAAAAUAUACUUGUAUUCUGCUCAUGAAAAUAAUCUUGCGCAGCUACUAAUACUGUUGGACAUUCAAGUGGACCAUGUGCCUACCUAUGGAUCCUAUAUCGUUUUCGAGAUACACAGGAUCAAUAAAAUAUAUGGAGUCAAGAUUUAUUAUCAGAAUCAUCUUUCCAAAAACAUCAAGCUUUUGAAAUUGCCCGCCUGCGAAGAAUUAUGCCCUUGGGACAAGUUUCAGUCGCUGGUUGCCGAGUACAUUCCAUCUGAGGAGUUAUGUGAUGGCCAGGGAAGUGAGCCACAAGAAACUAAAAAUAGCAUUUUUCCUUUGAAUUUAAUACCUAAUAUUUUUCCUAAAAAAUGAUUAUUAUAAUAAAAAGAGUAGAAAA